AUGUCUCUUAUCCAUCCGAUUCAAGCAGUUGUUAGCAAUCGUUCUGGAGAGCUAAUUUUUGCAGUUUUAAAAAAUGUUAUUAUUGCUUAUAGAUAUGAUCAAACUAAUGGUAAAUAUCUAGAGAUGGGUAAGUGGGAAGACCAAUUUAGUAGAGAUGAGAUGAUUAAGAUUGCAGUUGUUAAGGAACAGGCUAGACAAUUGGCAGAAAAUGAGGAAAAAGGUAUUAAAAAGAGCAAGACUAAUGAAGGUAAUACCAUUGAGAAAAAACAUGAUGCUAAGAUACCAGUGCCAGGACCUGGAGCACCUCCAAUCUAUUCACAAAUACGUAAUUUGAUGAUUUCCAAUGAUGAAACUAUGUUACUUGCAUGUGCCGAUUCUGAUAAAUCGGUACUUGUCUUUAAAAUUGAGACUUUAAAUAAUGACAAUUGUUUGAAAUUAAUUAAAAGACAACCAUUCCCAAAGAGACCAAAUGCUAUAACUAUUACUGAAGAUGAUAAGACUGUAAUUAUAGCUGAUAAGUUUGGUGAUGUCUACUCGAUGUUGAUUGAAUCACCAGUUAUUGAAAACAUAGAUGAAGAAUUCGAACCAAUUUUAGGUCAUGUUUCAAUGCUUACUGGUGUUUUAUCAACUACUAAUAACGGUAUGAAAUUUGUUAUGACCAGUGAUAGAGAUGAACAUAUUAAGAUAUCGCAUUUCCCACAGAGUUACAUUGUUGACAAAUGGUUGUUUGGUCAUAAGGAAUUUGUUUCCUCCAUUUGUAUCCCAAGUUGGAAUUCUAAUAUAUUAGUUAGUGCAGGUGGUGAUCAUGGGAUCUUUUUAUGGGAUUGGAUUAAAGGUGAGAAGUUGGAUGAAUUUGAUUUCACAGAUUUGGUCUUACCAUAUAUUAAUGAAAACCAUUUGGCUCCAGAUAGAUUUCAAAAUGAAGAAAAUGAUUUAAAGGAAUUCGCAGUCUCAAAAUUAGUUUCAUUACCAAAUAAUCCAUACUUUGCAUUCUUUGUAGAGGCUACAAAACUUUUAAUCAUAUUAGAGGUCGACCAAUCUACUUAUAAGAUGAAGUUAUUGCAAAAAAUUGUACUCCCAUAUUACAUUACUUUUAUCUCAACAUUCUCAGAUGAUAAAACUAUGGGUUUCAAUAUUUCAUUAGACAAUCGUGAAUCUGGGGAUAAGGAUUUCGUUAAAUUCAUUGCAUUGGACACUACAAGUAACACAUUUUCAAUUAAAGAGGAACAAUCAGAUGAAUUUAAUACAUCAAUUGUUAAUUCAUUUUCUAAGGAAGACUCGAUUGUAAAAGUUGAACUUGAUGAAGUGUAUCCAUUAUAUAACAUAAUAAGUUUGAAAAAACAUGGUGAACAUUAUUCAUAG
Molecule: messenger RNA, 1362 nt
Organism: Vanderwaltozyma polyspora DSM 70294
Lineage: Eukaryota; Fungi; Ascomycota; Saccharomycetes; Saccharomycetales; Saccharomycetaceae
Gene: TRM82
Product: Trm82p
Exons: 1
Coding region: 1-1362 (453 amino acids)
Biological process (GO): RNA (guanine-N7)-methylation
Cellular component (GO): tRNA methyltransferase complex; cytosol; nucleus
Molecular function (GO): tRNA (guanine(46)-N7)-methyltransferase activity; protein binding
Source: RefSeq, a predicted model, not a curated record